This is a messenger RNA of Daphnia pulex (common water flea), 5289 nucleotides long. RefSeq lists its product as uncharacterized. Bases 262 to 2943 code for a protein of 893 amino acids. The transcript has 4 exons. NCBI's taxonomy places the organism in Eukaryota, Metazoa, Arthropoda, Branchiopoda, Diplostraca, Daphniidae. The record is from RefSeq and is a predicted model, not a curated record.
UAUUAACUCUUCUUGAAUUACUGCAUGUCUGUUACUUUUAGCGUCAUACAGAAAGAUAAAGUUUUUUUUUUUUUGGGAAAACCCUUGAUGAAAUCUGAAUGUGAACCUCUUUGAACUCUUUGCAUGGGCCAGAGAAUUUAACAGAUUUUUUAACUUCUUUGUAAAAAACGUAUAAAUGUCGAUGCGUAGUUUUGAGUGAGAGCACUCUUGUUUUGUCGGGAGUCGUUAAAAAUCAUCACUAUAGGUUUUAGGUUGGUAACUAUGGCAAAUCAACGGGUUAAAAAAUCAAUGCCAAAUCGGUCAAUGUUUUACUUGUCUUUUUGGUGUGCCUUUGCAAUUUUGUCAAUGAUUCUACACAACGGUCUAACCGACGAUACGAACCAAUCAUUUGACGAAUUUUACGAAGACUUCAACUAUCACGAGCUUGAGCGGCCGUCAAUAAAAAAUAUGUUGAAAGACGUUAGCUGGCCAUUCAACGAAACCUUGACGCAUUUCAGUCAUUUAUUGGUCGAUAUAUUCAAAAUGAAUGACAGCAGCAGUUGCCGGAAUAAUGAGAAAGAUCAGCGUUGCGUCAAAGACUACACCAGUGGCGAUCCCCUUGAAGAUAAUUUAUCUGAUGGCGAUUGGUCUAGCUUUGACGCAGCUGUUACCACGGACCUCAAAGGCCUUAGUACAUCUCAGAUGAUCAGCUAUUUUCAGGAUCGCUACAAUAAUUCCGAUAUCUUGCCGUUCGUCAACGAUUCACUCAUUUCAAUUUCAGGGGCAGUUACAGAAGCUGAAAAUCACAUUGCAAAGUACCGUAAAUCUGUCCCAAUCAUCGUGGCUUUUGUUUCCUAUCUGGAAGAGAAAUCCUUCAGUCUUGGAAAGGAAUUCAUAGACAGCCAGAGCAUAAACAGCAACAGGAAGCUAACAUUACGUCAGAUGGAAACCGAAAAAGUAAAAGUCGCCGCGUCGCUUUCCAAAUUGAACGACACAAAAAAUCAACAAGUCGCCGUACUUGAUAAUUUGCAUAAAUUACAGAAGAGCCAAGCCAAGGAAAAAAAUUUUCUUGGACUGAUGUGCUGCGUUUUGAGUUGGGAUGUGCUGGCGUUAAUUGAAGAUGCCGAAACAGCCGAGUACAAAAUUCGAGAUCUUGUGGCCGAAGUCAAACUAUCUGAAGCGCAUUUAACCAAGCUGCAAAAAGAGUUGGAUUCUUUGCUGAAAGACUACGAAGAGACCGAAACACUGGCCCAAAGAGUUUCGGCUGAACAACUACAGACCAACAGCACCCUGACCCAGACUAAGGCGGAUUUGGGAGCGUCUAUUAACGACGGAGUCAAGAUGAAAAAGGUCACCACUUUCUUGACGUCACUGCACGGGAAGUUGAAGGUGCUUCAGGACUUCACCGUCAGUCAAACCCCGAAGGAUAUUAUCAAAGCCAUCAACGUCAACGACAUUCUCGAAUAUUUCGAAAAGGAUGAAAAAUCAGGAGCAGACGCAAUCACUGAGACGUUGGUUGCAAAGGAAACUGCCCACGAUUUUCGCCGCUUGAUUCGGUCGUCGAGAGAGGCGGAGUUAGCAGAAUCCUUUGCAGUAGAAUCCUCAGAUUGCCCCGACUGUAAUUAUUUAUCCGUCGGGCUCGCAGUCGAUGAAACCGAUCCUUUUCGACGAAAGCGCGCCGUUGGUGUAAGCGACAGUGACAUCGAGACUGGCGAUCAAAUGUUAAUGAACAUUUCUGGAGUCUAUCAAACGUUCCGCAAGGUGAUGACCGAUCCCGAUGAUUUUCAGUGGGACCAACUGUUUUCAGCGACAGCGACCGGCACGGCAGUUUUGAGCGAUCUGAUUUUGCUGGCCUUUUCGACUCCCGAUAUUGUCCUAACACGAACUCGAUCCUUCAACCCGAAGAAGCAGCACAGCACAAAUAAGAGUGGACCGGAGAGCUUCCGUAAUAUUCUGAACCGGAUAAGCCAUUUGCAGUACAGUGCGUUGGUCCAACAUCAAUCUUGGCUGUCCCAACUGCAAAUAAUGUCGCUCACCUUGCCCGAUUCCCUCAAAACGACCAUCAUUUUACUUCGUGCCCUGCUGGGCAAUCCGAAAAAUCCUACGGAACCCUCACCGGAGAUCACGCAACUCAUUUCUCUCCAACUCAACAACACUUUGGCGAUGGCGUCGGAAACUUUUCGCAACCGAUCGCUUGAAAUCGAAAACACCUUUCAAAAGCUUGUAGACUUCGCUACGCAACUCGACGGAGCUUCAAUAACCUGGAAAGAACGGCGCCGUAUUACGUCCAAUCCAUGUUCGUCGACGGUGAAGGCAGAAAAUAAUAACGUAAACAAGGACGAAAUUCCGGAUAGCUUGAUCAAUUUUAAUGGCAUUCAACAGAUGAUCGACGGCUGGCAGAAUUUAAUUGCGUCCGUGCGCAUCGUAACGCGAACCGUCAAAGAACUCGUCAUUCCCGAGCUGGAAGCUUUCCAAUAUUUGGUGGAGUGGAGCGUGCAAUUGGCAACCCAACGACAUGAGGCGGGAUGGGACAGCGAAUCGCCUGCCCUGCCGCUGAUUCAUCGCAUAAUCAGCCAGGCAGCCAAAGUCAGUCGGGCCGUUUACCUUCUCCAUGAAACCAACAGCGUCUACCUGAGAGUCUCCACUCGUCACCUGACACCUCAGACUAUCAAUGCGGAUGAGAUCAUGGCUUUAGAUCAUCCGUUGAGCGCCCAAGACUUGAAGGAAAAGCGCCGCGAGAUCGUUGAGGUCGGCCGACGAGAAGCGGAAUCGAUCGCUGAGCUGAUGAAAGAGGCCAAACAUCAGAUGAUUGUCAAAUUGACGGAGCACGAAAAAGUACGCCAACCUGACAAUGGGAACGAGCACUGCUCUUUCGAGCCCAAAGUAGGCAGGAAAGAUAUCAAGGAUUGCAUUCGCGAAAGAGGUUGCGAACGCUACUUUCUCAAGUCUUUUGUGUGUGCCUGAAUCAAACGACUGUUUGUUAACUCAAUGCUUAUUUUAUCUUUUUAGUGUGUUCACGUUGCUGUUUAGAGUUUAAGUGUGAAAGUAGAGCAUGCAUACCUGUAGCUAUACGUCUAAUAAAAAUUAUCCUGGUAAUUUUGAAUGUGGAGGCAAAAUUGAAUGUUUAAAAAUGGCGCGCAUUCAAAAUGCGAUAGAAUUUCUCGUCCUCGAGCUGUUGCCAGGCAAGGCGCUGUUGCGUACCACAAGUGCUUGUGCUACUUUAGCGGACUUUUCUAGUCAACCGAUUUAAAUUUAAAAUUAUUCCGUAACCACAAAAAAAAAGUAAAUGUACGUAAUCAUCAGACACAUUUGUCAACAAGAUGAUGAUGAUUAUUUUUAAAACUUACUGGAGGUGAUAACUGGGGGGCUUAGAAAACUCGUCCUCAUCUGAUUAGACCCCUGCAGGUCACAUGUGAUUUUUAGUUUCCUUUAUCUAUGACGAGUAUUGUUGUCCUGAUGGCAAACUUAAAGGGAUUAUUUGACUGAAUUCUCUAUCUCAUCUCAAACAAAAAUGCUCUCGAAUCUUUUAUUUAUACAAAUACGGGAUUAAUAUGUGGUUCGAUUCGGUUGACGUGACUAUAUCAACUGUUUAGACUGCACGACGCAAAUCCUGAUAUUUCAAUGUUUGGUUUAGAAUUGAUUUUAUCAGCAUGGGGGAAAUAAAUAAUGGUAAAAUCCAGUCAGUCAUUGAUACUUAGGUAGGUUUACCCAGCAACCAUGAUUCAGCAUUUUAAAUCUGCUGGACUAAAAUGGUAUAGAAAAACGACAAAUGUUAACGUGAAGACAAGUUGGAACAAUAAUAAUAAAGGCAAAAGAAACUUGACGUGCGUGCAAGAGCGAGAGAUCUCAGCUUUUGACAGAACUAAAUGAAAUUGUGUUUCAUCCCAUUUCUCACGAUAGCAAAAAUGUAAUUUGAAUUUCCAAAUGUGCUGAAUAAAUAAUGAUAAAAAAAAAUUGGGGAAAAAGAAGGCGGGAAAUUUAAUUUCAAAUGCCUUCUGGCUCCGAUGUCUUGUCGUUGACAUGAAUGGGCGGUCGUUUCGUGUCAUCUUUUGAUUCCGCGGCAUUCUGUCUCUGCUGUAGAGUUCACGAUGAUUUUUUCUCACGGGAUGACCAGUUCACCGUCUUCAUCUUCUCUCUUGGAAAAAUGCAGAUGAAACGAGUUAAUUUGUAUCGAAGAAGAAGUGCUGGAGGCUGCGUGAUCAAAUAGCAUGUUCCCUUCGUAGUUGCAUACGAAUGCGCUUGCACGCUAACACGUCAAAGUGCAUAGCAAUUACGUCGGUAGCACAACUGCCCAUCAUCAAGAGUGACAGAAAUCAAUCGUCCAGAGGCUGUCGAGGAUGCAGCAGUCUUUUAUCCAGCUUUAUCCGAAUUCCGUAUAAAAAGGAAGAGGCUCCAUUGGAUUUUCUGCACUCCAACUUGUUCCAUUGCCAUUGAGCGAUAUCCUCAAAGUUCUACAGAGAAAUUCAACAAAGAUGCGCUUGGCAAUCGUCGCUCUGUUGCUGUCCUGUUGCUGGUCGGCCGCCGUUCUGGCCGAGCCUGAGCCUUACUAUAAUUACAACUAUCUCAGCCCGACUUACUUCCGCAGCAGUGGCGGAUAUCCUUAUCCGUCGAUGGCCGAGCAGGUAAUAGGACCGGAAGACGUCGACGGCCGUUUCUUCAUCGCCACCGUCACGCUGACCCUCUCCACCGUGACUGCAACCUCGGUGGCAGUAACCGUGACGACCUGCACCACCACAACGGCCGCACUGUUGGCCUGCGUUCCAGGACGACGCCGUCGUGACAUUUUCCUGGAAGUCGACAAACCCGGACGUGGACUUUAUUACGACGACAACGAGCCGGAAAGCGAAGAAGGCACAGCAUUUCUGCCAAAACCUAAAGAGAUCGAGCAUCCAGUGGAACCGGCCCGUGUCGCUCGUCAAAUGACGGCCGUUCCGGUUGUGAUCGAGCCCGGAUUCAAUGCGCCCGAGGACGUACGUGGCGGCCGAUUCUUGAUGGCGUUCGCCACUUCAACCGUCACGGCCACCUCGACUUCCACCUCGACUUCCGUUCUCGUCGCCAUUUGCAGUAGCACUUCCGCUUUCCGCACUUGCGGUUAAUUUCACGCGUUCUUUUUCGGCUGUAACCCAAUUUCUAAAAAUGUCGUUGCGGUUGGAAUGCAGGACGCUAUAAUAUGGUUUUUCAUUUCAAUUGAAAGUUAAUCAGCAAAAUGACAUAUUAAAUUAAUAUUUAUAUACUUAUUCACAUUAACAGAUAAAUGUAGUUCAAUAGAUGGAAUUGGAAAUAAAAUACACAUGAGAUCAAACAAUGAAA